Anolis sagrei ordinatus is the source of this 3504-nucleotide messenger RNA. The record is from RefSeq and is a predicted model, not a curated record. Lineage: Eukaryota; Metazoa; Chordata; Lepidosauria; Squamata; Anolidae.
GGUAUUUCUGUGAGGAGUGCAGGGAAGGCGCCAAGUACUCCGAUGCAAUCAUAUCUCCCAAUUUAGAAACAGCGAAAAUUAUGCGGGUCCCCCAUGCUGUGUCAAUGUCAGACUGCUCCGCAGCCUGUUGUGACCUUUCUGACUGCGACUUGUCCUGGAUGUUUGAGGGGCAUUGCUACAUUGUCAGCUGCCAACACAAGGGGAACUGUGAGCCCAAGAAAAUGGGCAAGGUGAAGUCCUAUUUGACCUUUGUGCUGCGGCUUCCCCAGAGGUCCCCUUCAUUGCUGGAGUACGAGCAGAUGCCAUCAAAUCUGAUCCACUCUAUGGUAUUGCAAGGUGAGACCUCAGAGGAUAUUAGUAAUUUGAAAGAACUGUCUUUUCUCAGCAAAGAGCACAGUCUUGAAGACUACUCAGAGGAAUAUGGCGAGGUGGAGCAGCUCCCCUUUCAGUUGAGUUUCAAGCAUGAAGCGAAGGAGGGCCUGAACUAUGCAGACUGGGGCUUAAGGGGGAACACCGAAAAUGGCAUCAAUGCUUCAGGGCUCAGUCAUGGAGACAAGCAUGAAGAGUUGGCAGAAAAUGAGGAAGAGAAGACACCUUUGGAAAAGCCAGCUAACAUAGAUGAAUCUGAAAGAAAUCCUGCCACUGAACAUCCCGGACAAUUGCCAGAGGUUACUUUAGACCUUAUGGAGGAAUCUGUCAAUGAAUUGGGUAUCCAACACUCCAAUGAAGCCAACAACACCUGGCAGGAAGAGGUUCUAACACCUUCCCAUAAUCCUCCUCCUUCAGACAUCCUAGGAUCUCUCUCCAUCACAACAGCACAAACUCAAACAUCAGAUGUAGGUAAUCAUGUACAAGAUGAAACCACAUCAUUUCCCACCAGUGCCCCUGCAACUCAGCCUUUUUCUACAGAUGCAUUAUCAUAUGCCACGACUACCACCAAAGCAGUAACUAAACUCCUGGUAUCAGCUGGAGAUAAUCUGCAAAUCACCUUGCCAAAAAAUCAAGUUGAAUUACAUGCAUCUGUAGUUAUGCCAUCACUUUCAGAAACAGCUUAUAAUUAUGAGUGGAGUUUGAUCAGUCAUCCUGAGGACUAUGGUGGUGAAAUGAAGGGCAGGCACACGUCAACACUGAUACUUUCUCAACUGUCAGUAGGUUGCUAUCUCUUCAAAGUGACUGUUACUGCUGAAAAUGCAAUUGGAGAAGGAUAUGUAAAUGUCACUGUCCAACCAGCAGCCAGAAUAAAUCAGCCACCUGUUGCUGUUGUGUCUCCUAAAGCACAAGAGAUUUCUUUCCCAACCACAUCUACUUUUAUCGAUGGGACUCAAAGUACAGAUGAUACCAAAAUAGUGACUUACCACUGGCAGGAAAUUGAAGGUCCCCAAAGAGAAAAGAAGGCAUCAGCUGAUACACCUGUUUUACACUUGUUUAACCUCGUUCCUGGCAAUUACACAUUCAGGCUAAUGGUGGUUGACUCUGAUGGAGCAGCUAACUCUACUUUAGCCUUUUUGAGAGUCAACAAACCGGUGGAUUUCCCUCCUGUUGCCAAUGCAGGACCAAAUCAGGAAAUCAGCUUGCCUCAAAACACCAUUACACUGAAUGGAAACCAGAGCAAAGAUGAUCGUGAAAUCGUUGGCUAUGAGUGGUCUCUCAGUCCCAAAAGUAAAGAUAAAUUGGUCACAAUGGAGGGAGUGAGGAGCCCAUAUCUCAAGGUAUCUUCAUUGAAAGAAGGAGAUUAUACAUUACAGUUGACGGUCACUGAUUCUACUGAGCAGCAGUCCACAGCUGAAGUCACAGUAGUUGUCCAGCCUGAAAAGAAUGACCCACCAAGAGCAGUGACUGGUCCUAAUAAGGAGUUGACUUUUCCUGAUCAAAGUGCUAUUCUGGAUGGAAGCAAGAGCACAGAUGACUUUGGCAUUGUUUACUAUCAUUGGGAGAAUAUCAGUGGGCCAGGCUCUUUGCAAAUGGAAAAUGUUGACAGUGCCAUAGCAACCGUCACAGGUCUGCAGAUUGGAACAUAUUAUUUCAGGCUAACCGUAAAAGAUGGCCAAGGAUUAAGCAGCAGUGCCACACUUUCUGUGACUGUUAAGGAGGAAAAGAACCACCCACCGCAGGCUCGUGCUGGGGGCACACAUGUCCUUGUUCUCCCCAAUAACUCCAUAGCUUUGGAUGGUUCACAAUCUGUAGAUGAUCAGGGAAUUGUAUCCUAUCUCUGGAUUCGGGAUGGCCAGAGCCCAGCAGCUGGAGAUGUGAUUCAUGGUUCAGACCACGAGGCUAUAUUGCAGCUAACUAAUCUUGUAGAAGGAAGCUAUACUUUUCACUUGAAAGUGGUAGACGAGAAAGGCGAUUCAGACAUCGACACGGCUGUGGUGGAAGUACAACCUGAUCCAAAGAAAAGUGGCCUUGUGGAACUGAUUUUGGAUGUUGGAGUGGGUCAGCUAACAGAGCAACAGAAAGACACUCUUGUACGACAGAUAGCAGUGCUGCUGAAUGUUCUUGAUUCAGAUAUUAAAGUUCAGAAGAUACAGGCUUACUCUGAUAUCAGCACAGCUGUUGUGUUCUAUGUUCAGAAUGGGCAUCCUUUCAGAGUCAUAAAGGCUUCAGAUGUUGCCCAGAUGCUACGCUUGCAACUCCUGAAGGAAAAGCCCGAGUUCCUACUUUUCAGAGUUCUUCGCAUUGACACAGCUGGUUGCCUGCUAAAAUGCUCUGGACAUGGGCAUUGUGACCCCAUCACCAAGCAAUGUAUUUGCUAUCAACUGUGGAUGGAAAAUUUGAUACAGCGGUACUUAGAUAAUGGAGAGAGUAACUGUGAAUGGAGUGUACUUUAUGUAACAGUAUCUGCUUUUGUUUUGAUGGUACUAAUUGUGGGGUUAGCCUGGCUGUGCAUCUGCUGCUGCAAAAGGAGAAAACGAACCAAAAUAAGAAAGAAAACAAAAUAUACUAUCUUAGAUAACAUAGAUGAUCAAGAGAGAAUGGAACUCAGGCCCAAAUAUGGUAUAAAACACAGAAGUACAGAACACAAUUCCAGCCUGAUGGUCUCAGAGUCUGAGUUUGACAGCGAUCAGGACACCAUCUUCAGCAGAGAAAAGAUGGAAAGAGAGAACUCGCGGAACAGCAUGAAUGGCUCCAUUAAAAAUGGUGUCUCAUUCAGCUAUACUUCAAAGGACAGAUAAAUAGACAGAUCUGAAAGGACAGCCGGGUCCUCGCUCUGAUCUUUUCCUGAUGCUAUAGAAGUGGCAGAUGGACCAAUAGGCUCCCAGCAUAGCAGGAGGGAGACACACUGGAUUUUUUUCAGCAAAUGGAAAAGGUGGAGUACCUAAAGUGCUAGAAGUAGAGUUCCUAUAAUAUCUCAUGGACAUUUAAAAGUUGCUACUCUAGGUCAAGCUAAGACUGUUACACUUUGACUGCAUAUAUUGUUGUCUUCAAUAGAAAACAGUGGCUGUGCAUCAAUCGAACUUCAUUAAUGUCAGUAUGCAAAUUUACAUUAUUAAAACCAGUUUGUGUCUA